AAUUUUAAAGAAUAUUUUAUCAGCCAGUGUAAAUUCUGUAAGAACAAGUACUGAAAAGUCAGAACAUGUAAAAAGGGAAGAACAGAAACUAAGAAUGUGCGUCAUCUUGUGGCCAUAAAAGGAAAUGCACGUGGAUACGCUAUUCGUAUACUGUAACAUUGCGUCAUCAAAGAGGUGAAAGGUACAAAGAGAGUCAACCAAAUCAUCAAGACAAGGAUAGGCAGUUCUGUGAAAAUAGCUUGCUGUUGCGAUGAGUUUAAAUGGACUUUUUCGGGUUUCUAGAGCAGUGAAAUCGGGAGGGAAGUUACUGAAUAAAACCUGCGGAGUGGGCAGCACGGAUUCUCAGAGCCCCCGGUUUUUCAGAACACAUCCCAGGAGCUUGGUUUAUGCAAAAGACCUGUUCCUAGGCAAUAUUGCCAAGAAAGAAGUAUUUCCGUAUCCAGAAAUCAGCAACGAAGAGCUAGAUGAACUCAAUCAACUUGUUGCACCAGUGGAAAAGUUUUUCAGUGAAGAUGUGGACUCCAAGAAAAUUGAUGAAGAGGCAAAAAUCCCACCUGAAACCAUGUCUGGAUUAAAGGAGCUUGGGCUGUUUGGAAUGCAGGUUCCUGAAGAAUACGGGGGUCUGGGGCUGUCCAACACCAUGUAUGCGCGCCUGGUAGAAAUCAUAUCAUUAGAUGCAGCGAUCACCGUCACUUUAGCUGCUCAUCAAGCCAUUGGAUUGAAGGGAAUCCUGAUUGCAGGUAAUGAAGAGCAGAAAGCCAGGUACCUGCCCAAGCUGUCCUCCGGGGAGCAUGUUGCUGCCUUCUGUCUCACUGAGCCUGCAAGUGGCAGCGAUGCUGCAUCCAUCCAGGCCAGAGGAACUCCAAGCAAAGAUGGGAAGCACUUUUUACUCAAUGGCUCAAAGAUUUGGAUAUCCAAUGGUGGCAUUGCAGAUGUAUUUACGGUAUUUGCACGAACUGAAGUUGUUGACAAAGACGGUAACACGAAAGACAACAUUUCUGCAUUUAUAGUGGAAAGAGCAUUUGGUGGAAUAACCAGUGGGAAACCUGAGGACAAGAUGGGCAUUCGAGGAUCUAACACCUGUGAAGUUCAUUUUGAAAAUACUCCAGUGCCGAUAGAAAACGUAAUUGGAGAAGUAGGAGGUGGAUUUAAGGUUGCCAUGAAUAUCCUCAACAGUGGCAGAUUUAGUAUGGGCAGUGUGUCUGCAGGAAUGAUUAAGAAGCUCAUAGAGCUUACGGCAGAGUAUGCUGGGACACGGAAACAAUUCAACAAGAGUCUUGCCGAGUUCGGAAUGAUUCAGGAAAAGUUUGCGCUGAUGGCACAGAAAGCAUAUGUAAUGGAGAGCAUGGCGUACCUGACUGCUGGAAUGAUGGACCGUCCAGGAGUGCCUGAUUGUUCUGUAGAAGCUGCCAUGGUGAAGAUUUUCAGCUCUGAGGGUGCCUGGGUUUGCGUCAGUGAGGCCCUGCAGGUUCUUGGAGGAUUGGGGUACAUAAAAGAUUACCCCUAUGAGCGUUACCUUAGGGACUGUAGAAUUCUGCCAAUUUUUGAGGGAACCAAUGAAAUUCUGAGAGUGUACGUGGCACUGACUGGAAUGCAAUACGCAGGCAAAAUCCUGACAGGAAAAAUAAUGGACAUGAAGAAAGGUAAUUUGGGAGUAGUUCUCGAGAUGUUGGGAAAGAGGCUGCGUGACACUGUAAACAAGAAAGUUGAUUUUGGGCUGAUGGGCAAAGAUGGUGUAGUGCAUCCCAGCUUGAUGGAAAAUAGUAAGAAACUUGAAGAGAAUGUUUAUUCUUUUGGAACAACAGUGGAAAGCUUACUUUACAGAUUUGGCAAGACUAUUGUUGAUGAACAGUUGGUUCUAAAAAGAGUGGCAGAUAUUGUUAUUAACCUGUACACCAUGACUGCUGUUCUCUCCAGAGCAAGCCGCUCCAUUAGCAUUGGCUUACGCAAUCAUGACCAUGAGGUCCUGAUUGCAAAUACUUUCUGCGCUGAAGCCUAUUUCCAGAACAACUACCUCAUGGCUCAGCUGGAAAAGAAUUCCCCUGAAAACAAUGAUGAUAGCAUAAAGAAGAUUGCCAUGCAGGUGCUGGAAAAGCGGGCUUAUGUAUGUUCUCAUCCACUUGACAGAACUUUCUGAAGAUCCUGUUAAUAGGGUGAAGAAAAAAAUUCUGCAUGGGUAAAAACAUGUUAUUGUUUUAUUUGCCCAGGAUUUUACACAUCAGAAUCCUUAACUUGUCCUUCUAUUUAACCAGUGUUGAGAUUUAAAAAAAUAAUAAUAAAAUUAAUAAAAGUGGGUCUUGUUAAUUUAACAAUAACUUGAUAAAAAAAAAAAAGAAUAAAACUACAGUUUGUAAAUAAUUGAAUUUUUAAAUACUGUAACAAACUAAUGAAAAUAUAUAUAUAUACAUAUAUUUUGUAGUUUACUUCUUAUUUUCACUUAAGCUACUGAAGCCUGGAGGCAAGAUCCCAGCCUGGUAAGUCUUGGCGGCUGUCUGCCUGGUAGAAGCUACUGGAGCCCUGUACGAUUUUCCACCCAGAACUCACAGGAGUGCUCCCUGUGGGUCCCGACUGAGAUCAGAAACACAGCAAAUGAAACCAUUUAGAGCUGUUAUUAUUGUACUGUAUGUCAAAGUUACUACAAUGAUUUGGAUUUGGUUCAUUUAUAAUGCCUUUGCUUUUCUAUUAAUAUUCUGAUAUUACUUCUGUGUACGUCACAAUCAGAGAAGACAUGCCUAUUUUAUGGGCAAAUACUGUGUUUUCAUUGCAAGGUGUAAUUAAUCAUUAGAAUACAGCUUUUUUAUACUAAUCUGUUCAACGUAUUUGCUUAUUUGAUAUCUUAAAGGAUUACAGAACAAACUGCAGUGUUUGCAAGAAAUGCAUCUUUAACACUUUUUGAAAUGUAUAAAUACAAAAGCAAAUUUCUUAGUGCAAAACAGCAUUUUGGUUCAAGUGUAAUCAUCCACUUGAAUAAAACUUUGAUUAACCUAGA
Acipenser ruthenus (sterlet) is the source of this 2989-nucleotide messenger RNA. RefSeq names its product complex I assembly factor ACAD9, mitochondrial-like. The coding region runs from base 251 to 2137 and encodes 628 amino acids. The transcript is spliced from 18 exons. NCBI's taxonomy places the organism in Eukaryota, Metazoa, Chordata, Actinopteri, Acipenseriformes, Acipenseridae. The record is from RefSeq and is a predicted model, not a curated record. Gene Ontology annotation, molecular function: nucleic acid binding; flavin adenine dinucleotide binding; acyl-CoA dehydrogenase activity.